This is a messenger RNA of Drosophila ficusphila, 4611 nucleotides long. RefSeq names its product protein Wnt-5 (gene Wnt5). Gene Ontology annotation, biological process: multicellular organism development; canonical Wnt signaling pathway; neuron differentiation. NCBI's taxonomy places the organism in Eukaryota, Metazoa, Arthropoda, Insecta, Diptera, Drosophilidae. Gene Ontology annotation, cellular component: extracellular region. Bases 829 to 3756 code for a protein of 975 amino acids. The transcript has a single exon. Gene Ontology annotation, molecular function: frizzled binding; cytokine activity. The record is from RefSeq and is a predicted model, not a curated record.
CUGUAAUGCAAAAAUAAUGCAUUCCAAACUCCGAUACUAGUAUCGAUACGAUAUCGACUAUCGCACUUGCGUGACCGUUUUCGGAGUGGAGUUUCACGCAACAUGUUGCACCAACAUUCGUCACGAUGAAAAUUCGUAAAAGUGGUGGUGGUUUCGGUGGUUGCUCGUAGACGGCAACAUUUGUGGACUCCGUUGUCGCUGCGCUUGUAUUGUUGCCCCGUGUCGAGUUGAACGUGUGUCGAACGUUGUUGCCCGUUGUGCCCGUGUUGGGCUGGCUGCCUCGAAAGACUUAAAUGCCGAACGAGUUCUUCAGUUUCAGUUUCAGUUGUUUACAAUUUUUCGUGGAGGGUGGAUUGCGUCGUCGCGAGUUCGUUCGUGCCUCGAUGCGGUUGUGGUUGAUUGUAUACAUGCAUACACACAUACUAUACAUACUAUGCACAAAUCCAGUUCUCACUUUAUUAUUUUACAAAUUCUCUGCGUAUACAUGAACUGGAAACGGAUGAUAAGCAGCGGCCACCAGGGGCAAACGAAUCUGUUUCAAAUUCGUGGACUUGAAAUUAUAACUAACUGAAAGUGGCGGACAAAAAAGCAAAUCGAAUCGAUUUUGUUGUGAUAUCGAGAAACAAAAAUUUUUCACCCAAUACAAAUCCAUCAGCAGCAGCGAAAUAACGGGAAAAGGAGAAGCGCGAGUCCGCUGUCCGAAAAUCACAACACAACCACAACAACAAUAGCAACAACAACAAAAACAACAACAACAGUAACAGCAACAAUAGUAACAACAACAAUAAUAACCACAGUAGCACAAAAAACAACAACAACAACAACAAAAUGAUGAUUUUCUCCAAAAAUAAGCACUUGGUAUUGUGGUGGCUCCUCUUGCGUGCAAUGUGUAUUUCGCUGCUGGCAGCAAGGGCCUAUGCCACAGCCACAGCGGCCACAGUUGGGCUGCAAGGCGUGCCGACAUGGAUCUGCCUCGGCCUCAAAUCGCCGUUCAUUGAGUUCGGCAGCCAGGAGGAGCAGCUGGCCAACUCCAGUAUUCCGCUCAACAUAACGAAGGACGAGCAGGCGUAUAUGCAUCAAGAGGGCCUCCGCAAGCUGGGCACGUUCAUAAAGCCCGUCGACCUGCGAGACUCUGAGACCGGGUUUGUUAAGGCCGAUCUCACCAAAAGACUGGUAUUCGAUCCACCAAACAUUACCUCUCGUCCCAUUCACCCGAUACAGGAGGAAAUGGACCAGAAGCAGAUCAUACUGCUCGACGAGGAUACGGACGAGAAUGGCCUGCCAGCCAGUCUCACCGAUGAAGAUCGCAAGUUUAUAGUGCCCAUGGCACUGAAGAAUGUCUCCCCAGAUCCCCGUUGGGUGGCCACCACCACCGCAACGACCCCGAUCCCAUCCGCUUUGCCGCAAAUGCAGCGGGUGCCAUCGGCGGCGAUGGCGCAACUGGAGGGCGAUCCCACCUCCAACAUCGACGAUCUCAAGAAGCACAUACUCUUCUUGCACAACAUGACGCAGACGAACUCGAACUUCGAGUCCAAGUUCGUCAAGUUUCCCAGUCUGCAGAAGGACAAGGACAAGUCAUCGGCGGGCAGUCAGCCCACGAAUGCGAAACGUCCGCAGCGACCCAUACUCCAGUAUUCGGCACCCAUUGCCCCGCCAACCACCAAGGUGCCCAGCCAGCAGAAGCCCCUCGGUGGUUACUACCAGAACGAGGAGAAGCGGAACAAUCAGUCCGCAUCCUCGCCCAAGCAGGUGGACACCAAAAAGAGCGCCACCGAGCCGCAGGUGAUCCUGCUCAACGAUACCCAGCCCGAAGUGGUGCCAUCCAUAGCUUCGAUAGAGCCCAUUCCGACCACCACGAUAAACCUGCCCAAGGUGGGGGCACCACCUGCGCCGCCGCGGACCACCAAGCGUCCGCCGUGCCUGCGCAAUCCGGAGUCGCCAAAGUGCAUACGCCAGCGGCGGCGGGAGGAGCAGCAGAGGCAGCGGGAGCGGGACGAGUGGUUCCGCGGCCAGUCGGAGUACAUCCAGCCCCGCUUCGAGCCCUUCAUCCAGACGAUCAACAACACCAGACGCUUUGCCGUCUCCAUCGAAAUUCCCGACUCCUUUAAAGUACAUUCCGAGGCAUCGGACGGGGAGCUCCUAUCCCGCGUGGAACGCUCGCCGCCGAGCAGCAGCAGGAAGAUAAUGCCCGACUACAUCCAAGUGUCCAUGGAGAACAACACCUCCGCGACCGAUUACUUUAAGCACGACGUUGUCAUGACCUCCGCGGGCGUGGCCAACGAAAGGGAUUUUCUGAUCAAGAACAUGGAGGAGCACGGAGCAGGAGCAGGAGCCGGGGCGGCCAGUCCAACUCCGACCGUAAGUGCGUACUCCGAGCGAAUCGAUCUUAAUCCGAGCAAUUGCUAUAGCGUCUACGGGUUGAGCGAGAGCCAGAAGAAGCAGUGUGUGAAGCACACGAGCGUUAUGCCGGCCAUAAGUCGUGGGGCUCGAGCGGCCAUCCAGGAGUGCCAGUUUCAGUUCAAGAAUCGCCGCUGGAACUGCAGCACCACCAACGAUGACACGGUCUUCGGUCCGAUGACCAGUUUGGCCGCCCCGGAAAUGGCCUUCAUCCAUGCUUUGGCCGCCGCCACGGUGACCAGCUUCAUAGCCCGCGCCUGUCGCGAUGGCCAGCUGGCAUCCUGCAGCUGCUCCCGGGGUCCGCGACCCAAGCAGCUCCACGACGACUGGAACUGGGGCGGUUGCGGCGACAAUCUGGAGUUUGCCUACAAGUUCGCAACGGACUUCAUUGACUCGCGGGAGAAGGAGACGAACCGCGAGACGCGCGGCAUCAAAAGAAAGCGGGCUCGCGACGAGAACAAUAAGAAUCGAAUGCAUUCCGAUGACGCCAAUGUGGAUGUGAAAAACGACACAGCGUUGGCCGCCGCCGCCGCCAACGCCGCCACCGCCACCGCCGCAAAGAACGUCAGCAGAAAAAGCCAAGAAGCUGAUAACAAUCAGUUCCUCAGCGAAAACUUUGAUCAGCACUUAUUGGAACUGCAGCAGCGCAUCACCAAGGAGAUACUCACAUCGAAGAUCGACGAGAAGGAGAGGAUCAAGUUGCAGGAGAAGAUCAACCAGGAGAUUGUCAACUCGAAGAUCUUCAAGGGGGAGCAGCCGCGUAAGAAGAAGAGAAAAAACCAGAGGGCCGCCGAUGAGCCGGCAUUCCAGCGGAACAGGGACGGCAUCCUCUAUCGCAGCUCCUCAACGGCCAAGGCCAGGAGCCUGAUGAACUUGCACAACAACGAGGCCGGCCGUCGGGCGGUGAUCAAAAAGACAAGGAUAACGUGCAAGUGCCACGGCGUCUCCGGGUCCUGCAGCCUGAUCACCUGCUGGCAGCAGCUCUCAUCCAUUCGGGAGAUCGGCGACUACUUGCGCGAGAAGUACGAGGGUGCCACCAAGGUGAAGAUCAACAAGCGCGGACGUCUCCAGGUGAAGGACUUGCCGUUCAAGGUGCCGACCGCCCACGAUCUGAUCUACAUCGAUGAGAGCCCGGACUGGUGCCGCACCAGCUACAUGCUGCACUGGCCAGGAACACACGGACGCGUCUGUCGGAAGAACUCCUCGGGCCUGGACAGCUGUGCCAUACUCUGCUGCGGACGGGGCUAUAAUACGAAAAACAUUAUCGUUAAGGAGCGCUGCAAUUGCAAGUUUCACUGGUGUUGCCAGGUUAAAUGUAAAGUUUGUACAAAAGUACUCGAGGAACACACAUGUAAAUAGAGCAUUUGAAAAGCGUUGAAAUUAAACAAAAUGUCUUAAUGUUUGUGACUAAGCCAUUAAAAUAUAAUUGUAUUUAAACGAAUAAUUAUUUAUUGAAAUUACUUUUAAAAAUAAUGAUUGUAUUUAAGAUUUUUUUACUAAUUUGUCGGCUUUUAAGCACAACAAAAAAAACAAAUAUAUAUAUAUAUAUAUAUUAAAGACGAACCGGCGAACGAAAGCCGCAUUAAAUUGCAAAACAUAUUGCUUCUUAAAAUGGUAAGAAAGAAAGGAUACUGCUAAACAGACUAGCUUUUAAAUGUAAUUAGUUUUAAGUACAAUUCUGGUAGGGUUUGCAUUCUUUAAAAACCGCAAACUGUCAUGACUUCACCACAAUUUUAAAGAACUGUUAAGCAUUUUCAUCAAGAUUAUGGAUUAUAUUAUUUACUGAAUGGAAUAAGUUAUUAAAGCGAUGGUUUCCCACAACUUCGAUUGGGAUAUUCCACUUCUCUAGCUUUAAUGGUUCCCGAGGUUCUUUUUUUUUUGAAAAUUUUUUUCCUACAAACGGAUAAACACGGAAUAUAUCAUUUGGAUCCGACAUAAAUGAAUAGUGUAUAUUUAGAUAAAACCGUUAAUUUAAGCUUGUAUUUGCGAUCUUAUUUUUGUCGUGAGUGGCUCUGCCAACUCAAGGUCAAAUCGAUUUUGAUUGGAAAUAAAAUCCACUACCAAACAAACUGUCCACUGGCACAAGUUCAUGAUUUGCAUUUAAGUUCAAAUCUGCCUCGAGUUGGCAGAACCACCUACUAAAACCGUUAAUAAUUCGUGUAUAGCUUUUUGACUUGAUAGUGAUCUAAAUAAAUUUAGUAAAGAACUUUUAAA